This is a messenger RNA of Cercospora beticola, 1685 nucleotides long. RefSeq names its product Gos1p (gene GOS1). The record is from RefSeq and is a predicted model, not a curated record. Gene Ontology annotation, molecular function: SNAP receptor activity. Gene Ontology annotation, cellular component: Golgi membrane; cis-Golgi network; Golgi medial cisterna. NCBI's taxonomy places the organism in Eukaryota, Fungi, Ascomycota, Dothideomycetes, Mycosphaerellales, Mycosphaerellaceae. Gene Ontology annotation, biological process: vesicle fusion; endoplasmic reticulum to Golgi vesicle-mediated transport.
GUGAUCCUCACGUCAGGAGCAAGCAACUAUACGAUAGAGACGGGCGCAACAGACAACCGGAGACAGAGGCUUUUGGUUACGCGAGACGGAACUUCUCAUACACAUCGCGAGUAUGGCAGUCAACAUGGGAAGCUGGGCGCAAUUACGGCAGCAAGCAAGAGCACAAGAGACACAGACAGAAUCGCUUUUCCACACAUAUGCACAGUUUGCCUCCAAGACUGACAUAGAUCCCGAGCCGAGUGAAGAGGAAAGCCGCACGGAGGAGCAGCUGAACGAGAUACUCGAGAAGCGCAACGCAUCAAUAGCCUCUCUCCAACGAGCAAUCGACUCUGAAUCCACGCCAUCGCAACUCAAACGUACGAAUCUGGAACGACACAAAGAAAUCCUAUCACAACACCGCAGCGAACUCUCCCGACUGAAAUCACAAAUCUCUCAAGCCCGCGAUCGAGCGAACCUCCUUUCGAAUGUGCGAAAAGACAUAUCGACAUAUCGCAAUGCGCAAAACCCUGAAGCCCAGGAAGCAGAAUACAUGCUUCAAGAACGAAACCGAUUGGAUCGAUCGCACAAUGUGGCAGAUAGCGUCUUGAGCCAAGCUUACGCGGUAAACGAGAGUUUCGGGCUACAACGAGAAAGCUUGGUGAGCAUACAGAGGAGGAUCACGGGUGCUGCGGCGCAAAUACCUGGCAUCAAUGGGUUGAUGCAGAGGAUUGGUAGUAAGAAAAGGAGAGACGGCAUUAUUCUGGGCUCCUUUAUCGCCAUAUGCUUUUUGGUCCUGCUGUGGAUGUGGUGAAGGAUGCGCUGAAGCUCUGGUAACUCGGACGCAUGAUUAUGCUCAGCAUUUUUACGUCGAGACUCUUCGGCACGAAUCAAAUGUGUCGCUUCGCACCAGCGAGUCUCUGCUGGUGGAGCUUCCUGCGUGAUGCAGCUUGCGGCGAAAGCAGCACCUUUCAGCAAGUGCUAAUAGCUUGCACGCCUGCCUCGUGGGGUGAUGCGGCAUAGGCAGCGUCAUAUUCAUGGCGGCCAGCAUUACACCGAAGCAUGAAGUCGCCACUUAGAUCGCAUGCGCCCGUCGCUGUUGGUCCCCAUCCUCGAAAUGAUGCCCAUUUUUGGCUUAGAUUCAACAGUACCGAUUCAGACUUGCGACACGCCAUCGAUUGAGGAGAAUCUCUGAGCACCAGACUGUGCUUCAGGGAGUCGUGGGCUGCAUCGUUGGGCUGGGAAAGCCAGAGCUCCAUCGGUCAUCAUUCCAGCAAGAAACUUCGGCCUGGAUCCUGUCGACUGGCACGCCAAUUUCCCGCAAGCUGUCUAUGUACGUCGCAAGCGAGGCUUUCCGACACCAACCAAGCCACUUGAUCUCAAUCAUCCGGAUGAGUGACGCAUCCUUGGUACCGAUUGCUCGGAGCCAUUGAACGUCGCCGCUCGCGAUCCGGCCAAUGCCGUCCACGGGAGUAACUUUAGGUGAAAAGACGAACUUGUUCCGGCCAUAAAACAUGGGCAAAGUCUCGUUGCGGAUCGAUCGACAGACUCUCGUUAGAGCAGGUUGCUCGGGACUUCGGCAUUCAUAGGGCUGGGGGAUGGCCAGAACUUGUGUAUUCUGGUCGAUAUAUUCAUGCGUCACGAUCCAGUCUCGAUUGUAGCGGGACAAAUCGACACUAUAACAUUGUUAAUUAUGAAUGUUCCUGCCA